Messenger RNA from Grosmannia clavigera kw1407, 378 nucleotides. RefSeq lists its product as uncharacterized. The record is from RefSeq and is a predicted model, not a curated record. The transcript is spliced from 2 exons. Bases 1 to 378 code for a protein of 125 amino acids. NCBI's taxonomy places the organism in Eukaryota, Fungi, Ascomycota, Sordariomycetes, Ophiostomatales, Ophiostomataceae.
AUGGAGCCCACGUCGUCGUCCAAGCUGCGCGUCCGCGGCAUGAUCCUGACGGCCGGCGUUGCCGCUAUCACCAUGGUCGGUACCUUUUAUGGCGCCGGCCUCAAGUCGGACCAGGAGGCGAAAGAGAGAAGAAAGGCAACCGCCGUGCUGUCCUCCUCGUCACUGCCGCCCUUGGCCCCCCUUCCAACUACUUCCGUUUCCGCCCCGCCGGAAGACGAGUUCAUCGCUGCUCUGCAGACUCGCCGCCGCGCUAUCGAACAGACCAAGAAGAACUGGGAGGCCAAGGCGGCCGUGUUGCGCGAGCGCAUCGAGGCCAACAGCCGACGAGAUGUCCCUGCUGGUAGCAACAAUGGAAAUAGCGCAGACACGGCAAAAUGA